Messenger RNA from Priapulus caudatus, 1578 nucleotides. Its product is annotated as small subunit processome component 20 homolog. The record is from RefSeq and is a predicted model, not a curated record. Gene Ontology annotation, cellular component: 90S preribosome; small-subunit processome; nucleolus. NCBI's taxonomy places the organism in Eukaryota, Metazoa, Priapulida, Priapulimorpha, Priapulimorphida, Priapulidae. Bases 1 to 1578 code for a protein of 525 amino acids. The transcript is spliced from 8 exons.
AUGGCUGUAGUCCUUGCGAUCGCCGCCGGCGACGGCCAGGCUUCGUCUCUCGCCAGCGUCGCGACGCGUCUCAACGCUUGGGAUCGGAAGCGUCUCGACGAGCCCGACUACGAGACGCGGCUGAGCGCGUUCCACGAGGCGAACCGCGUCGUGCGAGACAUGGAGCCGGUUGCCAUGGAGACGGAGUGCGGCACGGGAUUCCUGCUGACUGUCAUUCACAACUGCUUUUUCUACAUUAGUACCUCCGACGACAUGUCCUUGAGGGACAGCGCUUCACAUUGCCUGCAGCAGCUCAUCGUCCAUCUAGCUAGUGUCAAGGAUAAUGUCACACCGAGAACCAUGCAAAUACUCAUUGAUGACAACUGUCUAGCCCAGGUGAAGAUAGGCAUCAAGCACAAGAGUGAGAGUGCGAAACACGAGUAUGUGGCCGUGCUGGCCCAGCUGGUGAGGUCCUUCCCCGAGCAUGCGAAGCUGAAGUACCUGCUUGGCCUGAUGGACGUCGACCCGGAAGCGGACUUCUUUGAGAACAUGAGACACAUACAGAUACAUCGGCGUGGUAAGGCGUUGAAGAAGUUACAGCGAUACCUGCAGACAUCUACCAUUCAUCCAGAAGCUGUAAUGUCUCUGCUGUUGCCACUGGCAACGACUUUUCUCUUCCACGAGACAUACGCCCAGCAGCAGAACAUUGUCGACGAUGCUAUUAACACUCUCGGCGCCACAUGUGCGCUGUUGCCGUGGAAACAUUACGAGGUGUUGCUACGGCGAUACCUGAGUAAACUCUCCAAGCAGCCGGAGUACCAAAAACAAUCAAUAAAAUGCAUCGUCGUCAUACUGGAUGCAUUCCACUUUGACCUGUCUUUGUGCGAGGCCGUAGACUACAGCACUGGCAGGACGCUAACAGAUGACGAUAUCGGCGAGGCAGAAGACGACACAGACUUCCAGCAGACGGACACGGCAGAUGUUGCCGUGGAGACAGAGACAGACGUUGCUAUGGAAACGGAGAAGGGCGGAGGGUCGGCGGGGGAAGGUGGUGGUGACAGCAAUGAGGAUGUAGUCGGGGAUGUUCAGGAGGAGGUGUUGGCGGAGAGCAGCAGCAGCAGCAGCCAGGCUAAUCUAGCGGCGCGCAUUCACAAGGUCAUGUCGAGAGUGAUACUACCACCGCUUCACCGCGCGCUCACCCAGAAGGUGAAAUCAGACGGUGAACACAAGCUGGCUAAGAAGGUCUACACGGAGGACCAAGAGGUUCUGAGAGUGCCGAUAGCUCUAGCAAUGGUCAAGCUGCUGCAGAAACUCCCAAAGCAUUCACUGCACAGCAAUCUACCCAACGUGCUGCUGAAGCUGUGUGAGCUGCUGCGAUCUCGCGCCCGCGACGUGCGGGAUGCCACGCGCGACACGAUCGUGCGCAUCGUCGCCGCGCUCGGACCCGCCUACCUGCACUACCUGCUGCGCGAGAUGCGCGCGACGCUGCGCCGCGGCUACCAGCGACACGUGCUCACCUACACGACGCACGCCGUGCUGCGCAGCAUGGAGGAGGAGGCGGAGCGACGCGCGCUACGAUCAUCUCUUUCAACAUACUGA